UCAACAUUCGAUCACCAUGUCUUGCCAUGCAAAUUAAAAUCCAGGAAAAGAAAAAUAUAUAUGGAUCUUUUUGGUAAGGCAAAAUCCGUGAGGCUGAUGAGCUACAACGACAGAUACCUAACGGCAGACGGCGACCAGCAAACGGUGACGCACACAAGCCACAGAGAAUCAUCGUCGACCAUAUGGACGGUGGAGAUGAUGGAGGAUGAAAACGACUUCAUCCGCCUCAAGAGCUGUCACGGGACGUAUCUAACGGCGUCAAGCUCCCCGUUUCUUCCCGGGGUCACCGGCAAGAAGGUCAUCCAAACGGAAAUGGAGUCAUCGUCGUAUUGUGAUCCUGCACCCAAAUGGCAGCCAUUGAGAGACGGCAUGCAGGUGAGGCUGAGGUCAUUUUGUGGCAACUAUUUAAGGCCUAACGGCGGCCUCCCUCCGUGGAGAGGCUCCGUCACGCACGACGUGCCCCACCGGCCCAAGACUCGGGACAAGCUCUUAUGGGAUGUGGAAGUUGUCGAGAAAAGCGCCGAUAAUAAGCAAACAACAGACUAGAGGAAUGGUGACAACCUUUCGAGAAAUCAAGUUAAGAGAGUCGAACCAUUUCUUCUGACUCUCUUUCAAAUUCGAUAAAUGUUGAUUGAUCGUAUAUUUCAUUAUAGUUCUAUGAUUCAAAUUGGAUCUUUUCACUAUCCAAUAUCUCCUCCUCCCUUUCAUUUUUUCCUCUCUCGCCGGCCUAUUUCUUUUUUGAUAUUGUUUCUUAUGAUUAAUCUGUAGUUCAAGGGCACUUUUCCUAAUCCGAGUUUGAGAUAGAAGAAGACCUUGUUAAGCAAAAAAGCCGGGAAGUGGUGAAUAGACAGGUACUUAAGACAGUGCUGCCUACUCGCGAAUUAGCUUCAGAGGUUCGUUAUUACCGGUAGUUCCUACAAAGGAUCGGACUAAUGGGUGUAUACAAUACUUGGCCGUGAAAGUGAAAAUGAAAAUGAGAA
This is a messenger RNA of Andrographis paniculata, 980 nucleotides long. RefSeq lists its product as uncharacterized. The record is from RefSeq and is a predicted model, not a curated record. The transcript is spliced from 2 exons. Bases 61 to 546 code for a protein of 161 amino acids. Lineage: Eukaryota; Viridiplantae; Streptophyta; Magnoliopsida; Lamiales; Acanthaceae.